This is a messenger RNA of Actinia tenebrosa (Australian red waratah sea anemone), 2605 nucleotides long. RefSeq names its product S1 RNA-binding domain-containing protein 1. Gene Ontology annotation, biological process: nucleobase-containing compound metabolic process; translation. Gene Ontology annotation, molecular function: mRNA binding; structural constituent of ribosome. Lineage: Eukaryota; Metazoa; Cnidaria; Anthozoa; Actiniaria; Actiniidae. The record is from RefSeq and is a predicted model, not a curated record.
CGCGCGACCAUGGCUGACCAUGGUCAGGGAAGACUUGCUUGUGUAAUAUCAGAAAACCUGCUUAUCGACCUACAAGUAGUGGAAAAAGUUAUAGAUUUGCUAGAUAAUGACAAUACAGUACCGUUUAUAGCACGUUAUAGGAAAGAGGAUACGAAAGGACUUGAUAGUACCAAACUUAGAAGUAUUGAAAGUUUACUUCACCAACAAAGGACAGUCAGAAACAAAGCAGAAACAGUUAAGAAGAAGAUAGGUGACAAACUUACCAACAAGAUAAAGAAAUCUUUAGAUGAUUCACGGUCACUAGAAGAAGUGGAUGAAAUAUAUGCUCCAUUCAAAAAGGGACACAAAGGUUCCUUAGCAGAAAGAGCAAGAGAGCUGGGGCUUGAAAAAGUUGCAGAGUCAAUUCUCAACCAAAUUGRAAAAGACACAAAUUUAUUCCAAUAUAUUGACUAUAGCACUGAAGGGUUAAGAAAUGUAAAAGAAGUGUCCCUUGGAGUUCAGCAUAUUCUGGCUGAUAUAAUCUCUAAAGAUCCCAAGACUGUGGAGAGCCUGAAGUCAUUGUGUGAGCAAUACCCACCGUACCUCACAACAACAAAAAAAAGAAAAGCAAUUCCUAAUGGUGAAGAAAAAAAGUAUGAAAUAUAUCAGAAUUUACACAAGAGUGUCAGGGAAUUUAAGGCACAUCAGACWUUAGCAAUAAACCGUGCAGAGCAGUUAAAGAUUCUGACUGUGAAAGUUGCAAUUAAUCCUCUGGCGAAAGACAAGUUUUUCAGCUUUGCAAAGAGUUAUUGGAUACCUGGAAAUGCCACAGCUGAUAACAAAAAGUUACUAUUGCCCUCACUGGAGGAUGCAUACAAUAGGCUGAUGGAACCAAUGAUAGCAAGACGUGCAAGGACUGCUCUCAAGCAACAAGCAGACAAAGAAAGCACAGAUGUCUUUGAACAGAACCUGUACAAUUUACUGCUCAGCCCUCCAGUGAAAGGCAAGGUUGUCCUCGCAUUGGAUCCAGGAUAUACUCAUGGCUGUAAGAUGGCUAUGCUGAGCCCANCAGGUUUAGUGUUGGAAACAUCAUUGAUUUUCCCCACUGGAAGAAGAGCCAAUUCUAGAGAUGCAGCAGAAAAAAUUGUUUCUUUGAUCAAAAAAUACAGCUGCGAGACAAUUGCUAUUGGUAACGGAACUGCGUGUCGGGAGACUGAACAAUUUGUCGCAAGGCUCAUCCGUAAAGAAGCGUUUCAGCCUUUGGAUCUUGUUUACUGUAUUGUUAGUGAGAACGGUGCGUCUAUUUAUAGCGCCUCUGAAGAAGCAAAGGCUGAGCUGCCAGACCUUGACGUUAGCAUGAGAGGAGCUGUAUCCAUAGGGAGGAGAUUCCAAGAUCCGCUUUUAGAGCUGGUCAAAAUAGAACCCAAACAUCUUGGGAUUGGAAUGUAUCAGCACGAUAUUCCCGAGAGUUUAUUACGAGGUGCGGUGGAAGGUGUUCUGACGGACUGUGUUAGCUUCGUGGGAGUUGAUAUCAAUGCUGCAGGUGUCAAUACUCUAAAGCGUCUGGCGGGACUUAACAAAAACAAGGCUAAAAGUAUCAUUGAAUGGCGGAACCGAAAUAAGAGAUUCCAAAAUCGUGAAGAAAUCUUGCAGUGUAAGGGGAUUGGUAAAAAGUCCUAUGAACAGUGUGUUGGGUUUCUGCGGGUUUUACCAUCCGCUGACCAAAGUGAUGGCAGUGGUGGUUACGAGAGACCUGUCGAGGUGAUUGAGGUGACAGAGAGCGAUAAUGAAGUGGAAGAAGUAGGGAAGAAACGUAAAAAUAGUAAAACAAAAGAUAGCAAAAGAAAAAAAGCGAGAAGAUCGAGCAAAGAUGGUGGAGCAGAGUACAACCCUCUUGACAUGACGUUCAUUCAUCCAGAAUCGUAUGGUGUUGCCGAGAGGUUAAUGACUCUUGCAAAAACUCAAGGAAAGGACAUCGGCAAGCCAAGUAUGAAGACUGCUAUCGAUGCACUUCUUACCAAACGAACUGUUAGAAACUUGGCUGAAAGUUUUGGUGUCGGUGAACCCACCCUACACCUCAUAAUCGAUGGCCUCAGACAACCAACAGACCACGAUAUACGAGCAACUUUCGAGAAGCCUCUAUUCCGCAAAGGUAUCAUGCUGUUCGAAGACCUUCAUACGGGAACGCAGCUGACAGGACGCGUCUGCAAUGUCACCACAUUUGGCGCCUUUGUUGACUGUGGUGUUGGGCGUGACGGUCUUAUACACCAAUCACGGCUACGAAACCACAGCGAAAUGUCCAUAGGGGACAUCGUGGAUGUGUCAGUUGUCUCGGUAGACAGAACGAAGGGACAUUUUAGCUUGGACGUCGUAUCUGUAAGGCCGCAUUUACGACCACAAUUAUUGACGUCCACAAGUUUUGACAGGACGUAGAUUGGGGGAUUGACACUCGAUCAACUAACUAAAGCUACGCGAAAUAGCAAUAGAAUGAGAUAAGCUAUAUAAGUAUAUAAGUACUAUUUUUGAUGAUUGCGAUAAUUUUAAUGUUCGCUACACAUACAUGUUUCGACGUGUGCGUCACGUCAUCUUCACUGUGAUUAUAAGUGAAUAUUCCUUUUUUCAUUAC